CAAGGUAGGUAAGUAAGUAGGUACCUAGACUAGGUAGCUGUUCAUUUAUCAAACUCCCAAAUCCCCCCCAUCGUCAUUCCUCUGUCAAGAAAGGUCAUCGUCUGAUGCCUCUUGCGCUUCUUUGAUGCACAUGUAAAGCACUCACUUGGGUCUGUUUGUCAUUACCUACAUACACAUUCAUACAAGAUUGCUAUUCUUGUAAUCCUGUUGCUGUGGUUUUACGCCUAUCUCAAUUCGAAUAUCAAUGUGCUGUUCAUUUUAGCCGUGUUGGCUGGCCAGCUUGCUACAUCUAAUCCGGGCCAGUUUCAAUCACCCACUUUCAACGUCGUACCUUACCUACCAACAUCGAGUGCUGUACAGUAUUGUACGUGGCAUAGAAUCGCGCCUCCCACUAUUGUGGUUGUGUCUAGGGCAGUCUGCUAUUUGCGCGUCCUAAUAGGAGUUUGGGCGUGCUCUACCGCGGACAUCGUUCGGCGCCUGCAUCCCACGGCACUCUCGAAGCUCCUGAGCUCCUGGCGAUUCAUUGCGCGUUACCAUCCCAGACACUGCAGCCACAGUCCCACGACAUUCAUCCUCCACCUCCCAAGACAUGCUCGUAUCUCGCCUUUGGUGAUUCGACUUUGACCGAGCCUGAAGAUCAAAUUACCAGCAUCCCUUCUCCAACAAAACCAGGGAGACAGCGCUGCGAAAGAGGCUGUUGACCCACCUAUCCAGACAAGAUGCCUUCUCCAAGACGGGUGCGAUUCUUGAUGGUGACAGUUCUCGCUGUCGUUGUCACCAUAUUAUUCUACACAUCUAAGGCGCGACAUACCACGUCUCGCGAUCCUCGGACAUUGAACAGCUUCUUUGGCAAGACUGUGAAUGGGCUGGACCAACGGCACAAAAACGAUGGACAGAUUGUAAUCGGUGGGAAGGGGUUGACGAAAGAUGAUAGCCUCAAAGACCACGAUGGAGACGGUAGUGUUGACGAAGACGAUGAACAAUUAGCUCAGCAGAUGGCUGAACGACUGCGGGCUGCUGAACAACAAGCUAAGGACCUAGCAAACGCAAAGUCCCCCCUCAAACCAGAUGCCCCAAGCGAAGUUGUAGGCGUUGGUAGUUCUGCGGGUGGUCAGAAGAAGGGGAAGUCUAGGAUCUCAAAGCAAGACACCGAAGAUGAGAGAGACGAUGAUGAGAAUUCCGAGGCGGAAGUUACCUUGAACCAGAUUCUCAAAAGAUCCCCAGUUGUAAUUUUCUCCAAAACAUAUUGCCCUUAUUCAAAGAAAGCAAAGGGCGUUCUGCUUGAAAAGUACAUUAUUGAGCCCACACCCUACGUUGUUGAGCUUGACGAGCACCCGCUCGGAACCGAGCUACAAGCCCUUCUCGCUGAGAAGACGGGUAGGAAGACAGUCCCCAAUAUCAUUAUUAAUGGCAAGAGUGUUGGUGGCAGUGAUGACAUUGCUGAGCUUGAUCUGCGGAAGACGCUGAUCGACAAGUUUAAAUCCAUGGGCGGCAAGAAGAUUUCUAUGAAAGAAAGGUUCACGGGCAAUGCUAAGGAUAAGGCGGUUUAAGUGAAUUUCAGUAUUUCGGGGCAACUGUAGAUAUAGGAUGGACUUGGGUUGUUCACGAUCACAUAUGCAUUAGUGGUGUUGGGGAACGCUGGGAUUUGGCCAAAUGUUUAUCACUUUUAUGGCACCUUGUACAAACUAUGCUGGAGAAUGCUAUUGAGCGUGCCUGUUAAGCCACGCAGUUCUGCCAUGUUCUAGUGGCACUAAUGAGACGUUAUAAUCCGAAACUGCAUAGAUUGCCG
Xylaria bambusicola is the source of this 1789-nucleotide messenger RNA. Its product is annotated as thioredoxin-like protein. The record is from RefSeq and is a predicted model, not a curated record. Gene Ontology annotation, biological process: cellular response to oxidative stress. Lineage: Eukaryota; Fungi; Ascomycota; Sordariomycetes; Xylariales; Xylariaceae. Gene Ontology annotation, molecular function: glutathione disulfide oxidoreductase activity. The transcript has 2 exons. Bases 720 to 1550 code for a protein of 276 amino acids. Gene Ontology annotation, cellular component: Golgi lumen; cytoplasm; cis-Golgi network.